Messenger RNA from Nematolebias whitei (Rio pearlfish), 1392 nucleotides. It is a transcript of the gene meiob, whose product is annotated as meiosis specific with OB-fold. The record is from RefSeq and is a predicted model, not a curated record. NCBI's taxonomy places the organism in Eukaryota, Metazoa, Chordata, Actinopteri, Cyprinodontiformes, Rivulidae. The coding region runs from base 1 to 1392 and encodes 463 amino acids. The transcript has 13 exons. Gene Ontology annotation, biological process: resolution of meiotic recombination intermediates. Gene Ontology annotation, molecular function: single-stranded DNA binding; single-stranded DNA 3'-5' DNA exonuclease activity.
AUGGCUGCUCAGAACUGCAUCUCCAUCUCAGAGCUUCAUCCCAGCUUCUCUCAUCCGAAGGUGGUAGGAGUCAUCAUCGCUAAAACUGAUGUCAGGAGCUUCCCUGACAGAAAAAACACUGAGAUAGACCGAUUCACGUUUGGCUUCACCAUAAGAGACUCAGCUGAUUUCUUCAUCAACGUUGCGGCCUGGGGAAAUGAUGGAUAUGUCAACGGGCUCGCCAACAGCUUCGGUGUUGGAGACUGUGUCACAGUUGAAAAUCCUUUAGUCGCCACCAAAGAUCCAGAAAAAGGAGACAAGUUCUGCCCCACAACACCAAGCCACUACAGGCUGCUGGUGACUGAGGCUCACUCCCAGGUGUAUCUGUGCGCUGAUGUUGACACCAUCGACAGGCUGCUGCCGCUCAUCCACCUUCCCGUUAAAGACUCCAGAGACUUCUACUCUCUGGGAGAUAUUGCAGCCAACGGACAAAAGCUGGACGGCACAGUGCUCAACAUACUGGCCGCCAUGAAACAGAUGGGAGAGAUAAAGCAGUUCACCACUUCAGACGGGCGCAAAGGGCAGAGACUUGAAGUGAAGCUCUUCGAUGACUCCGUCUCAUCCUUUCCUCUCGUCUGCUGGGACAAGGAGACCAUUCAGGUCCUUCAAACCUUGGCUCCCAAGGAGACGGUGCUCUUCGUAGCCGACGCCAAGAUUAGCUUUGACAACUUUCGCAGCAGCAUGGUGGCAACAGUUAACUCGAAAAGUGUCAUUACCGUCAAUCCUGACACGAGAGAGGCCAGCCUGUUGUUCAGCUACGUUAAAGAAGUGUCCGAGUCUGGAGCUCUGGAUCAAGAUGAGGCAGCAGAGGACCUGCCCGUGGACUCCAUCACUGACGUGUACACUGUGAGCCAGCUGAAGGACAAGGCCAAAGGUCACCCCGAGGCUUUCUUUGGCAUCACGUACAGCUUCGUCUCCAAACUGGACCUCGACUCGUCCGUCUCAAAAGUCAUCAAGACACGAUGCUCCAGAUGUAGGUACCAGGUGACGGAGGACACGCAGACCUGCACCAACCAGCUGUGUUCAGGGAGAGAUCAGGCUCUGUCGGCUUCUACAGGCUUCGACUUACUGGUGGACUUUACAGACCACACCAGCACCCUGCAGGCCUGCAGCCUCAGAGGCCCGGUGGCAGAGCAGACGCUCGGCUGCACAACAGAGGAGUUCACCAGUCUGACCGACGAUCAGCGAACUGCACUGAAGUGGAGGUUUCUUUUGGAACGGUGCAAGAUUUAUGUGAAGAUCCUGCCUUCUGCAAAGAUGAAGAGUGGGAUCAGAGGCGUGAUCCUGUCCUGCUCGCUGGCAGAUCCAGGAGAGGUGAAGCAGCACAUGAUGGCGCUGCUGCAGCAGCUUUAA